Molecule: messenger RNA, 1547 nt
Organism: Lingula anatina
Lineage: Eukaryota; Metazoa; Brachiopoda; Lingulata; Lingulida; Lingulidae
Product: D-beta-hydroxybutyrate dehydrogenase, mitochondrial
Biological process (GO): steroid metabolic process
Cellular component (GO): intracellular membrane-bounded organelle
Molecular function (GO): oxidoreductase activity
Source: RefSeq, a predicted model, not a curated record
AUUUUGACCGACAUAUUUGAGGCUAGCUUGACCUUUAUAAUUAAGUAAAUCAAGGGCAGACUCUGCUUCACGUACGGACCGUCAGUUUCGUCACACCGGUUAAAAAAAGGAAGCGUUUCACUGGCCUCGGGCACAUUUGUGGCAUUCGAUUUGUUUAAAUUCCGAAUAAGGGUUGGAAAUGCUCUGGACAUCUACAGUAGCUGCUGGGAUGAUUUUCUUCUCAGUGGGGGUAGCUUUCACAGUGCUUACGAUCUACUUACCUUGGGUACCACUAGCUACUUCUACCGGGCUUACAAUGUGGGGAGUAUGUUUGCUGUUCACUGAAUGCAUGCGGCAACGGGAUCGAAUGCCAGUCACAGGGCGGGUUGUCUUGGUAACUGGCUGUGACACGGGAUUGGGUCAUGAAAUGGCAAAGUGUCUGGAUAGUCUUGGUGUCAUUGUCUUCGCAGGGUGUUUAGACAGCGCCGGGAAAGGAGCUGAAACGCUCCGAACCACGUGUUCAUCAAACUUACACGUGGUGCAGCUAGAUGUGACCAACGAUGAACAGAUAGAUGAAGUUUUUUGCAUGAUCAAAAAUAACUGCAAAGAGUUAUGGGGAGUGGUUAAUAACGCUGGCAUUGGCUGCUGGGGAGCGGUUGAGAUCGUUUCUAUGGAGUGGAUACAAAGAACAAUGGAUAUUAACACAUAUGGAGUUGUCCGCGUUUGUAAGAAGUUCCUUCCGUUAAUCCGCAUUUCACGAGGAAGAAUAGUAAAUAUCAGCAGCGUCAGAGGUCUGUCGUCACGUGCCUUAAACUCUGGAUACUGUAUGUCCAAGUUCGCCCUCGAAACUCUCUCGGAUAGUUUGAGACGCGAGAUGAAGCGUUUUGGUGUUCAUGUGAGCGUCGUUGAGCCUGCAAAUUUUUCACUGGCGACCGAAGGAGGUGCACCGGAAAAAUUAGAUAUUCCUUUGAGGGCUGAUUGGGACACCAUUACAGGCGAGUUAAAAUCCGUGUAUCCGAGAGAGGAGUACGUUGAGCAGUAUUUGGCGAAUUCUAUAAAGAACAAAGAAAUGUGUGGCGCCAAAAAAGAUACUACCCCGAUCAACGAGGCCGUACUGGAUGGAUUAUUCUCACGGCAGCCAUGUUGCCGCUAUCUGAUAGGAGGCACAGACAAAAUCAUGGAUAUUGGGAAGGUAUACGUUUUUCUUAACUGGUUCCUCCCCUGCCGAACCAUGGACCGUAUACUGGAGGGCGAUUCUCCACAUCGAGUUAUUUCAAAAAAGUAAAACCCAGCUGCACAAUGUACUAGUAUAUCAUUAGAAGAAACUGUAUAUGGCCAACUAGUACCUCCAAUUGAAGACAAAUUCGUAAGCACAGGAUUUCCAAGUCCCUGGCUCAUAAUGACAUACUGUGUAAAAUUACUAAGCUUAGUCGGUAUGCCGUCUGCCGACCGAUGAACAUUUUCAAACUUCAAGCUCAAACUUCAAACUCUGAUGUAAUGUUCUUUCUUCUCGCGAGCGUGUAUCUGUAAGAGAUUGUAGGAACUACUUCAGAAUAAUGGUUUUACAU